This is a messenger RNA of Maudiozyma saulgeensis, 1869 nucleotides long. The record is from the annotation of a GenBank genome assembly. NCBI's taxonomy places the organism in Eukaryota, Fungi, Ascomycota, Saccharomycetes, Saccharomycetales, Saccharomycetaceae.
AUGGAAAGUUCAGCUACAAAUAAUAUAUCAGCAGUAGAUAUUGAAUCUCAGUUUACUGAGAGUGAAAAUAUUUCUAGAAAUCUUUGUGGGCUAGUAGAUAUGGGAUCUAACGGUAUAAGAUUCAGUAUUUCUUCGAUCUCUUCACAUCAUGCGAGAAUAACUCCAUGUGUCUUCAAAGAUCGUAUAGGUAUAUCAUUAUAUGAAAUACAAUUUCCACAUGCAGAUUCUUUAGAACAAAUUCCUAUUCCAACAGAUAUUAUUACAGAAAUAUGUAGUGCAAUUAAAAGAUUUAAAUUAAUUUGUGAGGAUUUUGGAGUUCCUGAUAAGAAUGUUAAAAUUAUUGCUACUGAAGCCACUAGAAUAGCUCUAAAUAGAGAUGAAUUGCUUAAAGAGAUAGAGAAAGGAACAAAUUGGGAAAUUAAAGUGUUAUCACAAGAGGAAGAAGGAACAAUGACUACAUUGGGAUUAUUAGCAUCAUCUGCAGAUAAUGAAACAAAUGGGAUAUAUUUUGAUUUAUUGAGUGGGUCAUGUCAAAUUUCUUGGAUUAAAACUUUACCUAAUGGUGAAUUUAUGAAAUCUGAAAAAGUGUCCUUUUUGCCAUAUGGUUCAGGAACAAUUACAAGACUUGUUAAAGCAAUUGAUGAUAAUGACGCUUCAAAGUUAAAAUUAUUUGAUGAUUUAAAAGCAGAUUUCAUGCAAGCGAUUCAGGAUAUUCAGAUACCAAAUGAUAUGAUGAAAGAAGCCAUAGAAAAUGAUGGAUUUAAAUUAAUCACAAGAGGUGGUGGUCUUAGAGGUAUGGGUCAUUUAUUAAUAAAUCAAGAUAAAGACUAUCCGAUACAAACAAUAAUUAAUGGGUUUUGUACAAGUUCCAAAAAUUUUCAAUCUAUUUCAGAUUAUUUAUUCUUAAAAGGGAAAAUUCCAAAUUUUGAUAAUAGUUGUCAUAAAAUUAAAAAAUUUUUUAAAAUUUCAGAAAAGAGAUCUAUUCAAUUACCAGCAGUUGGUCUAUUAACCAGUGCUCUCUUAGAGAGUCUCCCAAAAGUGAAAUCGAUAUAUUUCAGUGAAGGUGGUAUUAGAGAAGGUUUCCUUUAUACUCAAUUACCUGAAUCUAUACAUAAACAAGACCCUAUUAUAGUUGCAUCGAAACCAUAUGCUCCAUUAUUAUCGAAUAAUUAUUUGAAAUUAUUAUUAUCAGCUGUUCCACGUAAUCCUCAAACUGGAGAAUAUCCAAUUCCAGAGAUUGUAUGGAAAAGAGUAGCACCAACGCUAUGCAAUUUGGCGUUUAUUCAUGCAUCAUACCCAAAGGAAUUACAACCAACUGCUGCGUUACAUGUCGCAAUUACAGGUAUUUUAUCAGGUUGUAAUGGUUUAUCUCAUGAAAUGAGAGCAUUAAUCGGUAUAGCAUUAUGUUAUAGAUGGGGAGGUAAUAUUCCAGAGACUGAGGAACGUUUCUUAGAGUCAAUGGAAAAUGUAAUACUAAAUCAAUAUGAUGAGAGUUCUAGAAUAAAUUCAAGGGUAGCCAAGAGAAUAAUAUGGUGGACUAAAUACAUUGGAACAUUUAUGUAUGUCAUAUGUGGUGUUCAUCCAGGUGGGAACAUUAGAGACAAUUUAUUCAAAUUUCAUGUUAUCCCAAGAGCAAUCUCAACAAGGGAACAUCAAUCAAAUAAUAUUGACGAAGAAUUGGAUAGAGAUCAACAUUCCGCUUCAAGAAGUGAUAGGACUGAUUAUGAGGCUAUCGUUAGUAUCAGUAAGGAUGACUUGAAGACAAGUGCAUCAGUCAGGGCAAGAAUCAUUACAUUACAAAAAAGAAUAAAAAAACUUUCUAGAGGGAAUAUCGAGCGUGUAAAAGUCACGGUCCAAAUGUUCGAGUAA